Molecule: messenger RNA, 1754 nt
Organism: Pocillopora verrucosa
Lineage: Eukaryota; Metazoa; Cnidaria; Anthozoa; Scleractinia; Pocilloporidae
Source: RefSeq, a predicted model, not a curated record
CACCAGAAUUUUUCCGUUCCAAUCCUGCUUGCACCCACCGACUGAUUCCAUGGCUUACAAGAGAUUUAAGGGCGUUGUUGAAUGACGUGGAGAGUCAUGUCAGUUUUGUUCUUCAGAUUAUUUUGUCUCUGAUCAACAAGGUUGAGCUUAGUUCUGAAGAGUUUUCUCGCCAGCUGCAGCCUUUCCUAUUUGACAAAACAGAUCAUUUUAUCCACGAGUUUAUAGGCUUUGCUCGUUCGCCAUUUGAUAUGACUGCUUAUGAUGAGCGUGCGCAGUACAGCUGGCCAAGUGAGUCAGAGCAGGAACCCAGAGAUACGCCGACUGUGUUUCACAGUCAAACUUCAGGCUGGCAUACACCUGUCCCAGGCCCCUCUGGCGAAACUCUGUGGCAAACAGACUGGAAUAGAGAUUCUCCAGCGCGGCAAACUGUAAACAACAGGUGGUCUCCAAGCUCAUCACCAGGCACAUCCGGACUAAAUGGUCGAGCUGGUUUGGAAAGGACUGUGACCAUCUCUUCAUCGAACUCAUCAGUUAGUCCGCAAACAACUCUAGUAGACAUUGAACCCACGACAAAUUAUCAAGCGUCCAAUGCGUCAUCCGACUCUAUAGGGCGUAGUAACAGGAAGAGGUCUUCCAAGGAAACUGUUGGAGAGAAGACACAAGUGGAAACGGAGAACAAGCAUCAAUACCAUCACUAUCAUCGUAAUUCACACAAACACAAACAUAAAAGGAAAGAGUCUAAAAGAUCGAGCGAGAAACGAGACAGAGGCAAACUUUGUGGAGAUACUAAUCAUGUUGAUAAUGGUUUAGGCCCGUCUUGUUCUACAAAUCUUUCUAUUGUUUCUUCAGAAUUUUGUUCAUCUCCACAGGAGUUUAUUGUAAUCAGUAGUGAUACCUCUACCUCUCCGGUAUCUUCCACUGUUCGGCCAGGACCUUCGUGCAACGAUGCAACGCAAUUUCAACGAAGGAAGGAAGGGUCUGGAUCGCGGUCAAAAUCUGGAUUACGACUGCUGUCUAAAGGAAGGGGAGUUUUUCAAGAAGACAAACGUUCGCGAAGUCACUCUGUUAAUGCUAAAACGCGCUCAAGGGAUCGUUCACUUUCGGUUGAAGAGCGUGCGAUUGAAGAACAUCGUCGAUGGCGAUCAAACUCUAGGGAAAGACGGUUGAGAGAUGAUAGUCAACGUUUAUCUCCGUCAAGAAAAUCUGGUAAGCACAGUCAAGAAAAGAUAGGAAAGUCCUCUUUAAGUCCAUCCCAGACUCACUGCAAACGUAAAACGCGCGGCGAGAAAAUUGACAGUAGACGAACAAAGGAGUAUGGUCGAUCUCGUUCAAGAUCGGGGUCUUACUCUCGAAACUCCAGAUCACGACACUCACGAUCACAGAAAUCACGGACAAGGGACUCACGAUCACGCAGAUCACGAUCAAGAUCGCGAGGUUCGCAGUCACAUAAAUCCCGAUCAUCGCGAAAUUCACAUUCCCGGUCACGAGACUCUCGAAACUUACGGUCUAAUUCACAAUCAAGAUACUUCUCACGAGCUUGCACGCCUCUGUCAUCGCGAACGCACCAUAGCGUUUCCCGUUCGCGCAGUUCUUCUAUAUCAACAGCGAACUCUGAAUCCAAAGUAAGGGAGUCAGCGUCGCACAGUAAUGACGCUAUUAAGAGGGAAAUUGAAGAUUUGGAAAGUCGCAUAGUGGCUGACAAGAAGCGACUUCUGAGGCUUUUAAUGAAAAAGGAACAGGCGGAAACCGCUUAA